This is a messenger RNA of Parasteatoda tepidariorum (common house spider), 3478 nucleotides long. RefSeq names its product RAS p21 protein activator vap (gene vap). NCBI's taxonomy places the organism in Eukaryota, Metazoa, Arthropoda, Arachnida, Araneae, Theridiidae. Gene Ontology annotation, molecular function: protein binding. Gene Ontology annotation, biological process: regulation of GTPase activity. The record is from RefSeq and is a predicted model, not a curated record.
UUCGGCUUUCAACACAUCUCAUCAAAAUUGGAUACCUUUCUGGUAUGAAAGUAAAAAUGUUUCAAUAAUUGAAAAAAUGAAGUUUACAGUACUCAUCAAGUUGUUUAAAGUUUAUAAAUCCUUUUAUUUUGGAAAGAUAAUCUCAUUCAUGACAGUUACUACGGUUUGUCAUAGUAUUAACCGCCAGAAGAGUCUGUGAAUGGAAAAGUUUGAUGGAUUUUCGAUCGAACGAAGUGAGGUGAUUCCAGUGCAUUUAGAUCAUCGAUUGCCCACUCUGUACAAUGUUUCCUUUUAAAUUUGUAUCCAAUGCAAAGUAUUUUCUAUGACUUAUGAUGAUUAUGCAUACUUUUUAUUCUUCAAUGUGACUUAGCUCACUAAAAUCAUGUUAGUAUAAUCCUGUUAUGCAGACACUGUACGAUCAUGGCAGAUCAUAGUAAAGAGGAACUAGAAAAUCGUUUACGAAGACACAGUACUCCCGGUAGUCAAGAAGAUGUUCGAGAGACGAGUAUUCAAGAAGAGUUUGAUCCUUUCUUGGGAGAAGGCGAUUUCUUUGAAGAAAAUGUUAAUAUUUCCCUGACGGCCCCUCCUCAAUCACAGUGGUAUCAUGGACGCCUUGAUCGUUAUAGUGCUGAACUUCGCUUGCAAGCUGCCAGUAAAUUGGGAAGUUAUCUUAUUAGGGAAAGUGAUCGUAAACCUGGAUCAUAUGUGUUAUCCUACUUAGGCCAUACUGGUAUCAACCAUUUCAGGAUUACUGCUGUGUGUGGAGACUAUUAUAUUGGUGGUAGGCAAUUUGAUUCACUGUCAGAUUUAAUUGGUUAUUAUACAAGCUGGUCUGAUUUGUUGAAAAAGGAAAGACUUGUAUAUCCUGUGCCACCUCCAGAGCCUGUAAAUGAUAAAAAACGAGUUGUUGCAAUACUACCUUAUAAUAAGAUGCCUGAUACUGAUGAAAUUAGUUUCCUAAAAGGGGACAUAUUUAUUGUACACAAUGAUAUGGGUGAUGGUUGGCUUUGGUGUACUCUGCAUCGUACUCAGGAAAGUGGUUUAGUAUUCAAAGAACUUGUUGAAGAAUUGGAUGAUGAUGUUGAUCCGAAUGAGAUUUAUCCUUGGUUUCAUGGAACGAUAAGUAAAGAAGCUGCUGUGGAAAAGCUUGCUAAGAUGGGUCCUGGAAGCUUCUUAGUGAGACCUAGUGAUAAUUCCCCUGGAAACUACUCACUUUUCUUUCAUAUUAAUAAUACCAUUCAACGCUUUCGCAUCGAAAAAAGAGGGAAUCGGUACAUUAUGGGUGGACGAUGUUUUGAUAGUCUAGAAGCUGUUGUGAACAGGUAUAAAGUUGAGCAGAUUGUAGAAGGCCACCAUCUGGGUGAACCUGUUCUCAAAGCUCCUUAUGAAUCCAAAGAACUCAGUAAAGCUGAAGAGAUUCAACAGAAAUCUCAUGAUAUUUAUGCAACACUGAGAGAAAGUCGUGAAUCUGGAAUUGCCAAGCGCAACAAAGGAAUUCGCAUGAAGGGUUACUUGAAUAAAAAGAGUUGUUUUAACCCAGGUCAAGGGAAUCGCAAGUGGAAAAACUUAUAUUUUGUUCUUAGUGCUAAAGAACAACAGCUACUCUUUUUUGAUAACCCUCGUCGCACUAAGCCGAAAGGCUUGAUUGAAUUGAGCUACACUUACUUAUACAUGGUGCAUGACAGCCUCUUUGAAAGACCAAAUUGUUUCCAAUUGGUGGAACGUGCAUUACCUUGUAUAAGUACAAUAUACUAUUUGUGUGCUAGUUCUCCAGAUUUAACGCAGGAAUGGAUUCAAGCUAUCAAACCAUUAUGCUCUCCUCAACUACCAAGAGGACGGGCCCCUACCCACAAUGUUACCGAGGUUCGAAGUUUACACCUGACUCUACUGGAAGCGCACCGUUUACCAGUGAGGCUUGUACCCCACCCUUUUUGCAUAAUUUCACUAAAUCAAGUUAAAGUUUGCCGAACUCAAGUUAAGUGCCCACCUGAUCCUAUAUGGGAAGAAGAUUUUAUUCUUGAAGACAUUCCAUCUGAUAUAACAUCUUUUGUCAUUACUCUUUAUAACAAAGGGAAGCGUUCAAAAGAUAUGGAAAUAGCUGAUGUUACAGUUGAGCUAGAAAAUCUAAUAAGCGGAGAGGAAGUGGAAGACUGGUUUCCCCUUGGUGGUUUGACACCUCCUAUUAGAGAAGACUGGGGCUCAUUGCGUGUCAGAAUUAGAUAUAUUCAUGAAGUUAUAAUGCCAUUAGCUGAAUACAAUGCUUUGAAAGAGCUUAUUAUGGAAGAAGAUUUGGAGGUUGUUAGUGUCUUAGCUGAUCUGUGCCACAGAGAUAGAACGCCAUUAGCCAAUGCUGUUUUGCGAGUAUUUAGGUAUGAAAAGAAAGAAGCAAUGCUCUUGAAGACAAUGAAUGAUAGAGAAAUUCAAUUUGAAGAUACUACUACUUUAUUCCGGUCGGCCUCUCUUACAACAACAUUAAUGGACCAUUAUAUGAGAUCAACUACUAAUGGAUUUUUACACCAAGCUGUACAAGAUUUUAUACUUAAAGUGAUGGAUAGUCGACAGUCUUGUGAGUUGAAUCCAAGCAAACUUGAAAGCCCAAUUGAAGCUUGCACAAAUGCAGAAAAUAUGUUGGGCCUUUUAGAUGAAGUUAUUGAAUCGAUAUUUACCUCUAUUGAUUCAUGUCCAAGGACCUUGCGUUACAUUUGUAGCUGUCUCCAAAAAAGUGUGAUGGCAAAAUGGCCUAAUGAUCCUUUGGUGAAAACUAGAGUUGUGAGUGGAUUUAUAUUUCUUCGAUUGCUGUGUCCAGCUAUUCUCAAUCCUCGCCAGUUUAACUUAAUUAAUGAUACUCCAUCUGAAAUAGCUGCUAGAAGUUUAAUAUUAGUUGCUAAAUGCUUGCAAAAUCUCGCAAAUUUGGUUGAAUUUGGAGGCAAGGUAGUAAAAGAGCCUUGGAUGGAAGUGAUAAAUCCUUUUAUUCUAAAAAAUAAGAACAGAAUGAUAAAGUUCCUUGAUGAUAUAUCGAAUGUUCCAGAAAGACCUGAACCCGAGGAAAUAUUUUCUGGUGAUCCAUCUAGGGAAUUAGCAACUCUUCAUCAUAUUUGUGCAACUCAUAAGGAAGAGUUACAAAAUUUAAGCUUACAGCGGCCUAUUCUCAAGAAAUUGGUCACUGUUACAGAUAUGCUUUCCAAGCAUAAACAGCACUACACUGAAAUGCUGAGAUAGUAUUAUCGCUGCAGAAGUAAUUCCACCAUAUGAAUUUGAAUAGAUCUGAAGGACAACUGUCUAGACUACAUUUCUGUAGGGGAGAAACAAAGGAAGAAAAAAGUAAAUAAACUUUUCUCAGUAUUGCUUAGUUCUCUCAUUAUGUGGCAUAUUACGACCAAUAAAUGCCAGCAGGAUCUGGCUCGAAGAGAAGUGAAGAUUAAUUUCCUAUCAAGCCCAGCUUCUCCAAAUGCCUCUUGCUAAAGGAUUCAGACUGGUU